AUGUCCGUCAACUGCGAAACGACUCGAAGUCCAGGGCUGCUCACCCUUAUGGGACUCUCUGCGGUCAGCAGCCUGUAUUCGCCUCGCAUGCAGAAUCAAUACCCGCGAGUAGGCGCGAUCAUCAAGAUCGUUCUCACGGGAAGGGAGCAGAUCAACAAUUCCGCUCCGGUGAAGUUGUACGUUGAAUUCAGAAUAUCACUUCAUCGUCGAUCAUGGCAUGUCUGCCAUCACUACCGAUUUUCGACCCUCCCCACCCUCCCCAUUCGAGACCCGAUUGCAAGGGGAAGUGCAUAA
Molecule: messenger RNA, 294 nt
Organism: Guyanagaster necrorhizus
Lineage: Eukaryota; Fungi; Basidiomycota; Agaricomycetes; Agaricales; Physalacriaceae
Exons: 3
Coding region: 1-294 (97 amino acids)
Source: RefSeq, a predicted model, not a curated record